Messenger RNA from Hypomesus transpacificus, 2037 nucleotides. RefSeq names its product cell division cycle 73, Paf1/RNA polymerase II complex component, homolog (S. cerevisiae) (gene cdc73). The coding region runs from base 24 to 1616 and encodes 530 amino acids. Gene Ontology annotation, biological process: positive regulation of transcription elongation by RNA polymerase II; transcription elongation by RNA polymerase II. The record is from RefSeq and is a predicted model, not a curated record. Gene Ontology annotation, molecular function: RNA polymerase II complex binding. Gene Ontology annotation, cellular component: Cdc73/Paf1 complex. NCBI's taxonomy places the organism in Eukaryota, Metazoa, Chordata, Actinopteri, Osmeriformes, Osmeridae. The transcript has 17 exons.
ACACUUUAUGAAGACAAGUGAAGAUGGCGGACGUAUUGAGUGUUCUUCGCCAGUACAACAUCCAGAAAAAGGAAAUUGUUGCCAAAGGGGAUGAGGUUAUAUUUGGAGAGUUUUCGUGGCCAAAAAAUGUGAAGACCAAUUAUGUCAUUUGGGGAACUGGAAAGGAGGGGCAGCCCAAAGAGUAUUAUACUCUCGACUCAAUUCUUUUCCUGCUCAACAAUGUGCAUCUUCCUCACCCGUCGUAUGUGCGAAGAGCAGCAACAGAAAACAUUCCUGUUGUUAGAAGACCUGAUCGAAAGGGCUUGCUGUCUUACCUCAACGGGGAGAGCUCUACUUCGACGAGUAUCGACAGAAGUGCCCCCAUAGAGAUUGGUUUGCAACGGCCAACACAAGUCAAAAGAGCUGCAGAUGAAGUAUCAUCUGAAGCCAAAAAACCAAGGAUAGAGGAUGAAGAACGUGUGCGUCUGGACAAAGAGCGUCUGGCUGCUCGUUUAGAGGGCCACAAGGAGGGCAUCGUGCAGACAGACCAGAUCAGGUCACUGUCAGAGGCCAUGUCUGUGGAGAAGAUUGCUGCUAUCAAGGCCAAGAUUAUGGCCAAGAAGCGCUCCACAAUCAAAACAGACCUGGAUGAUGACAUUACCCAGAACCAGAGAAGUUUUGUGGAUGCAGAGGUGGACGUCACCAGAGACAUUGUGAGCAGGGAGAGGGUGUGGAGAACCCGCACCACGAUCCUCCAGAGCACAGGAAAGAACUUUUCCAAAAACAUCUUUGCCAUCCUGCAGUCAGUGAAGGCCAGAGAAGAAGGCCGAGCCCCUGAGCAGAGACCAGCACAGAGCACCACUCAGGUGGACCCAUCCACAAGGAACAAACAACCAGUCCCAGCAGCCUAUAACCGUUACGAUCAAGAGAGAUUCAAAGGAAAAGAGGAAACGGAAGGUUUUAAGAUUGAUACAAUGGGCACUUACCACGGCAUGACACUGAAGUCUGUGACGGAGGGUGCAUCAGCCAGGAAGGCCCAGACCCCAGCCUUGCAGCCCGUCCCCAGACCAGUGUCCCAAGCCAGACCACCACCAAAUCAAAAGAAAGGCUCUCGUACCCCCAUCGUCAUCAUCCCAGCAGCCACCACGUCCCUCAUCACCAUGCUGAACGCCAAGGACCUCCUGCAGGACCUCAAGUUUGUGACAUCGGAGGAGAAGAAGAAGCAGGGCAUCCAGAGAGACAACGAGGUUCUGCUCCAGAGACGGAAGGACCAGCUCCAGCCGGGGGGGGCCACCCUCAGCGUCACCGUGCCCUAUCGGGUCAUCGACCAGCCCCUCAAACUGGCCCCACAAGACUGGGACCGUGUGGUGGCAGUAUUUGUGCAGGGUCCGGCCUGGCAGUUUAAAGGCUGGCCUUGGCUGCUUCCUGACGGAUCUCCUGUGGACAUUUUUGCGAAAAUCCGAGCCUUCCACCUGAAGUAUGACGAGGCAAAGACCGACCCCAACGUGCAGAAGUGGGACGUGACCGUGCUGGAGCUGAGCCACCACAAGCGGCACCUGGACCGGCCUGUGUUCCUGCGCUUUUGGGAAACUCUAGACAGAUACAUGGUGAAACACAAGUCCCACUUGAGGUUCUGAGAUGCAGUGAGGGACUGUCUCCGCCCCUUCAGCCUGAUCCUGAUGUGGAGCCUGUGCAUCUCACUGAUGACACCAUCCGAAACAGAAGAACAGUCACCAGGGGCGAUCCCAGUCACACCCAAGUCAGUGUCCCUCCUCCCCAUCGGCACUUAUGUCCAUUAGAGGCACUGCAUGUCCAGAUCCAGCCAAUCGCAGGACUUCCUGCCAUGGGCCAAAGUUGCAGUCAAUUUUUUAUUUUCUUUUUCUGGACACACACACACAGAUGUAGUUUGGACCAUCUGGAGGUGAACAGGGGAGAUGGGGCCAAGUUGUCCUCCAGGUUGUUCUGUAGUUGGUAAACCAAAACUAGUUUCUAAAUGCACAACAGCAUACUGUGGUACUAUGCUUUGCCAUGUUUAGUGGCCAAGGAGGAGGGUGGAUC